AUGUGCCCGGGUACCGAAGACUACAUUGAUCUGGCCAGAACGAUGCCCGUAGUGAGGGCGAAAGUGACCACUGCCGAUGGUGGAAAUCUCGGCAAUGAUGCACAGGUGGGAGUCGUCAAUAAUCUCCUGCACAGUUUAUUCAAACAAGUGGACGUUUUCCUGAAAGAAAAACAAGUCACUCAAGCUGCGGGCAUGUAUGCCUAUCGAGCGUACAUCGAAACCCUGCUCAAUUACGGUCCCGCUGCCAAAAAUUCGCAACUCACUUCGGCCCUGUUUUACAAAGAUACCGCGGGUAGAAUGAACUCCCACAACCCCACUCUGGCAGACAACAACGCCAACGUCAACCUAGGCCUGAAAGCACGAUACAGAUUCAAUGCGGAAAGUAAAACCAUCGAAAUGGUGGGUCCUAUAUUCAGCGAUAUCUUCUUCUCGGAACGGCUUCUCUUGAGUUAUGUCGAUCUGAAAGUCGUUCUGAAUCGAAAUUCUAAAGAAUUUUGUAUUAUGGCCGCUGCGGAUGAUACUUCUAAACUGGUCAUCACCGACGUUUAUCUCAAGAUACGAAAAGUUAAAGUGAAUCCGGACAUUACCAUCGCCCACGAACUUGCCCUCAAAAAGGGACCCGCCAUCUAUCCCAUUCGUCGCGUGGAUUGUAAAAGUUUUAUCAUUCCCGGCGGAAAUCCGUCUCUGCACAAAGAUAACAUUUUCAACGGUCUGGUGCCAAAAUCGCUCAUCGUUGGGAUGGUCGCGAGUGCAGCAUUCACCAUCGGGCUGGCCGCUGCUGUUAAUCUGGUGUGUUAUGCUGAAUUUGAAAACACAAUCCAAAUCGACGCGGACCGAAACAUCAUCUACGAUUACACAGGUUGA
Dendronephthya gigantea is the source of this 864-nucleotide messenger RNA. RefSeq lists its product as uncharacterized. The transcript has a single exon. Gene Ontology annotation, cellular component: cytosol. NCBI's taxonomy places the organism in Eukaryota, Metazoa, Cnidaria, Anthozoa, Malacalcyonacea, Nephtheidae. Bases 1 to 864 code for a protein of 287 amino acids. Gene Ontology annotation, molecular function: ribonucleoside-diphosphate reductase activity, thioredoxin disulfide as acceptor. Gene Ontology annotation, biological process: deoxyribonucleotide biosynthetic process. The record is from RefSeq and is a predicted model, not a curated record.